Messenger RNA from Klebsormidium nitens, 1205 nucleotides. Lineage: Eukaryota; Viridiplantae; Streptophyta; Klebsormidiophyceae; Klebsormidiales; Klebsormidiaceae. The record is from the annotation of a GenBank genome assembly.
UCUCGGAGCUCGGACGGCACGAUUGGCGGCCGAUUGUGGACAGGACGUCCCAUUGUCCCAUCGUCCGCAUACGAAACCCUAAAAUUGGGCGCCCAGGCACGCUCGAAGCAGCCUCAGCAGGAUGCCGCCCAGCCAUGUUUGAACUUUGCAUAGGCAACUCAUUUAGCCUGCUGAGAAACUUGAAGUUGAAAGGCGCACUGGCCCCUUUACGAUUAUCUUCUCAUGUAGGCAAGUGCUUUCUUCCAGCGUUAGAGACGUUAUUGGCAUUUCGAGGCCAGCCGCACCGUAUGAUUAUAAAGUUGUUCGUCAGCGGCCGUGUCGUGCAGUCGAAGAAACAGAUUAUGCCAGCAGAAUCUGGAUCCAAUCUGCUUUGACUUCUUCUGUAUGUUGCAACAGGCAAAUUCUGUAUGAGAGUGCACCCGCAAGGUUAACCCACUGAUUGUCAAGUAAGCCCCCUAUAAGAGGCUCCCUGGUUGGCCCCAGCAAAGAGAGUCGAUGGCGGCCCAAGGCGCGGCCUUGCAGAAUCACAAUAAUGAACUUGUGAAAUGCAUAGAAGACCUCCGAGAAAAGAAGGCUGAAGUGGACCGGCUAAUAGCUACAGAAGAGGAGGAGAAGGCCAAGAUCCAGGGCGAUCUUGCCGUCCUCACCAAGAGGCUAGCCCAGGUGAAUGAGAGCCUGGGCCGAAAGGUAGCGUCUCGAAACGAGUACGAAAAGACGAUCCAGGAAACGGAAGCAGCUUAUCAAAAGAUUCUUGAAAGCUCACAGACACUGUUGGCUGUCCUUAAACGAGAAAGCAUCUCUAUAGCUAAAAAGCGUCAAGCAGCGAAGUAGGUCGUUAGCAAGCGAUGUAUGCAAAAUCAAGCAAUGAACCGAAGGUAAGAUCUUAAACUGUUUACUGGUUAAGCAGCCAGAAGUCGUAUAAUCUAGCACCUCGCGCAACAAAAAUCAGCUUUGUCACCAGCGAGCUGAAUCGUUGGCAUGCUGAGGCAGAAAUUCAGUUAUUUCAUAGAAAUUUGAGUAAAUCGAGUUCGCUUAGACGACUGUCUCGUUGGGCGCAGCCGCGUCUGUGCUCCUGGCUAGCAUCUAAUCCAGAGCCGAACCUUUUAACUGUCAUGUAACGAUCGAAACGCUGCCCGCCACAAUGAUGGUGAUGGCCCGUUUUACCCCGCAAACAAGCACCUUGUCAGGCCAGCGUUCAGUAAGCA